Molecule: messenger RNA, 276 nt
Organism: Plectropomus leopardus (leopard coralgrouper)
Lineage: Eukaryota; Metazoa; Chordata; Actinopteri; Perciformes; Serranidae
Source: RefSeq, a predicted model, not a curated record
GACACCGACCCGCUCAUCUGCUGGAGCCCGAGCGGAACCAGCUUCCAUGUUUUUGAUCAGGGUCGGUUCUCUAAAGAAGUUCUACCAAAGUUCUUCAAACACAACAACAUGGCGAGCUUCAUCAGACAGCUCAACAUGUACGGGUUCCGUAAGGUGGUGCACAUCGAGCAGGGAGGUUUAGUGAAACCAGAGAAAGACGACACAGAGUUCCAACAUCCGUUCUUCAUCAGAGGACAAGAACACCUGCUGGAGAACAUCAAACGCAAAGUAACCAAC